Linum trigynum is the source of this 2766-nucleotide messenger RNA. Lineage: Eukaryota; Viridiplantae; Streptophyta; Magnoliopsida; Malpighiales; Linaceae. The record is from the annotation of a GenBank genome assembly.
AACGUCUUUAAACUUCAAUAUUGAAUUUAUUAUAAUGUUCUUUCAUAUCUUAGCAUUCGAUACAAUGAAUAAUGUAGGUUAAUAAGGAUGUAUUUUGCGCGUUUAAAAUUUUUUAACACUUAAGAAAAGCAAUGAGUUAGCUUGUUGGGAUAAUGUAUUGUGUUUACUUGCAUUAAAAACAAUUAUCGUGUUUACACUUUACAUUGUCUUUUAAAACAUUUCUAUUUAUUUUUCAGACUUUUCUUUUUCAGAAUAAUUAUUUUUUGGUCUUGUCAUAAUAUGAUAAUAACGUACAGCAUUUCCAUAAUACUCGUUAAUAAUUGCGAUAAGAUAUAUACCAAAAAAAGUACGUACGUAUCUACUUGUCUAUUUAUUACUCAAAAUCCUUCCGUUCGUUUCGUUCAUUUCCUUCUCUUCUUUCCUCCAACUCUCUCCCUCUGUCCCUUCUCUCUCUCUCUCUCUCGCCAAAACCAAAAGGAAGAAGCUUUUCCCAAAGCAGAGCUCCGUAUGGCGGCCGAUGUGAGCUAUCUGAUCAGGGGUAUGAGCGCCUACAAGGACGAUCGGGCUGUCGGCGCCGGCGAACCUUCCCUGAUUACAAGGGAUUUGCUCGGCGGAGGAAGUUCUAGCUCCGCCGUCGGUGGGUCGGAGUGCAAUGAGUUUCAGGAAUUGGACCUCGACGUCCAAGUCCCCACUGGCUGGGAAAAGCGCCUCGAUUUAAAGUCAGGGAAGGUGUACUUGCACAGAAGCAACGCAUCAUCAGCUUCGCCGUCGUCCUCCUCCUCCUCCGAUCACCGACACCAUCACAACCUCAGCCAAGCGUUCCCCAAGCUCCAGGAUUUGAACUUCCCGCCGUCGCCAUCGAGAAUCACGCUCAACCUCUUCGAGGAGAGCAGCCUGGAGCUGAAACUGUCAGCUGCCGCUUCCACCUCCUCCUCCCUCAACUACCAGAGCGUCUGCACUCUGGAUAAGGUCAAAUCAGCCUUGGAGAGGGCGGAGAGGGACCCUGUUCACGCGGCGGCGUCGAUAAAGAAGCGGUUUCCGGCGGGGAAGUCGUCGAUGUCCCCUUCUUACUCGUCGUCGUCGUCUUCCGUCAGGGAGCUGGCUUCAGGGGAGGAAGAAACAGAGGAGAGGGCAGGGGCAGCUGCUUCUUCCCCUGUGGCGGCAGGGUGCCCUGGGUGCUUGUCGUACGUGUUGAUCAUGAAGAACAAUCCCAAGUGUCCGAGGUGUAACUCGGUGGUUCCGAUGCCGGCGAUGAAGAAGCAGAGGAUCGACCUCAACAUCUCCAUUUGAAGGCGGUGGUAGUAGGAGGAAAGAGUGGUUUUUUUUUUUUUUUUUUUUUUUGUAAAUGGAUAGAUAGGAAUUAAGAUUUAGGGAUUAAGGCAGGCAGGGGGUGGGUUAUUGAGGGACAGAAAAAAAAAAAGGAUAUAUUAUAUUAGGAGGGAAGGGGUAUAAGAAAAAACAAGGAUUUUAAUUAUUAUGAUGGUUGAUUAUGGGAGUUGCUAAAGGUCGCCCUUAAAAUUUUUAAAUGUCGCCCUAAAAAACAUCAAAGUUACAAAUUUAAUCUUUUAGCUUCUUUACUCUUCCUUUAGCAAACAAACACCACUUAGUAAAGAAAAUAAAACAUUAUUCAAAAGAGAGAAUCCGUCAUCGUCAUUCUGGAGUUGGAAUUGUCGAUAUGAUAUCUGGAUCAUGACUAGCGACUCUGAAUCAGUAAAGUUCACUCAAAAAAUUGGAAAAAAAGGGAACCGUAGCUCAUUUGCGGUUGCACCAUGGGCCAACCGCAGCUCUCUUGCGGUUGCACCAUGGGCCAACCGCAGUUCACUUGCGGUUGGUCCAUGGUGCAACAGCAAAUGAGCUGUGGUUGGUCCAUGGUGCAACCGCAACUCACUUACCCUCUAUUACCGAGGACAGAGUGCUCACUCACAUAACGAGUUAGCUGUGGUUGUCCAGAAGUAACGGAAGAUCUAUUUCCAUAUGAGAGCCGGCGCCUUUCGAAGCCCUUUCGUCUGUGUGUGCGCGGGCUACCUAUGCUUUAUUCGCCCGCCAUUCAUUUUUUGGAGGAAAGAAAUAUGACGAGAAAGGGAGAAAACCUUCGUGGCUGUUGGGCAUAUCCUUUUUUUUUAGCAAAAACUUUUCCAUUUCCUACCCGUAGUUCCGCUUCUUGUUGCGGUUGCACCAUGGACCAACCGUAACUUGCUUUAGGUUGAGCGUUUUUUUGAAAAUUUCGUUAGAGAACGGGCGACGCCGACGAACUGGUGCGUCGAGAGGGAUUCGCGAAGAAGGCAGAUGAGGGGUUCAGUUUGAGGGGUUAGGGAUUGUUUGAUUUGUUUAAAUUUUGAAAUUUUAUUGGGGGUAUAUAAGUCAUUUAUCAUUAGAGUUAGGGUGACUGUUAACAAUUUUAAGGGCGACAUUUAGCGAUUCAGUUGAUUAUUAAUGCAUAUAAACUAUGGUUGGUUAUGGAGUCUAUAAUGCGCGCUGGUGUUUUUUUUUUUUGGGUUUAAUUAUUGUUCUUUGUGGGAUUUUCUCGAUCGGUUUCUUUUUGGGUCUGGCAGUUUGUUUGUUGAGAAGGUGCGGUUGCAUUGCAUAUAGAUUAUUUGGUCCUAGAUUGCGUUGCAGGUAGAUGCGUGGCCAAAAUCCUAGUAAGACUGAAGUGGCAGUUUCAGUUUCAGUUUACAGGGACUGGAAGGUGAAAAAUAAGCUGAAUAACAAUACAAAAAGUGGCAGUGGCAGGGGCAGGGGAGCAAUAAAUAAAUAAGUUGGAUUUAA